Molecule: messenger RNA, 1560 nt
Organism: Colletotrichum abscissum
Lineage: Eukaryota; Fungi; Ascomycota; Sordariomycetes; Glomerellales; Glomerellaceae
Product: FAD binding domain-containing protein
Exons: 3
Coding region: 1-1560 (519 amino acids)
Molecular function (GO): FAD binding
Source: RefSeq, a predicted model, not a curated record
AUGGUUCUCAAGAAGUAUCUUGGCAUAGCUGCCUUACUGGGCCUCUUCGACCAGGCCUUAGCUCAGCUAAACACCACAUCAUCUGGGUUCAAAGCUUGCGAUGCCCUCUUUGAUGCCGGGCUUGGGGAUAUUCUCGUCUUUCCGACCGACAUCGCCUACACUGAGAGUACCUCGACAUACUAUUCGUCAGAGAAUCGUCGACUUCGACCCUACUGUAUCGUUCAGCCGCGCUCGACCGAGCAUGUUUCCUCCACCAUCAAGGCUCUGGGUGGCGUGAGCGGUGCCGGGAACUGGGACGUAGCUAUUCGCUCUGGUGGUCAUAGUGAUUACGACAACAACGCUGCUCACCGAGGUGUCACUAUCGAUCUCACAUUUUUCAACUCUACUGAGCUUGUCAAGAGCAGGUGUUUCAAUGGUACUGCUGAUUGGAUAGGCCGAAGCGUCCUGACCAAGAAUAUCGCACAGAUCCGCCCUGCUGCCCGUUGGGGAAAUGUCAUGACCUACCUCGAGCCAUACAAUUUAGGAGUUACAGGUGGACGAUCUGGCCACGUCGGCGUUGGUGGCCUGCUCGUGUCUGGCGGCGCUUCCUACCACACGCAGCUUUAUGGCUUUUCAUGCGACAAUGUAGUCGGCUAUGAGGUCGUCCUCGCCGAUGGAUCGAUAAUCGAGGCUAAUACAGAGGAGAACGCAGAUCUCUUCAAGGCUUUGAAGGGAGGCGGAAGCAACUUGGGUAUUGUCACUCGUUUCGACCUCAGAACCUUCACCGUACCCCCUACUGGCGCCUAUGGUGGCCUACUCUUUGCGUCCUGGAGCGACUUGAAUGUCGUGAUUGACCAGUUUGUCAGCUAUGCCAGCUCAAUCGGUUCCGGCAGUCCCGACCACGAAUUUGUCGUCUAUCGGUCCGACGCCGGCAACCUGGCUGUGAUGGCCAUGGCAGUCAGCACUGAUGGCAACGAGAACUCGACGACAUUUGCCCCUUUCAAUGACAUUACUCUGACAAGGGACGUGAGAUCUAAGCAACCUCUCAGUAAGAUUGCGGCGACCAUUGCCGAUACCGGUGGAUCGCAUUACAUCCCUUUCUCUCUGUCCCUUCAAGCCACUGCGGAAAUUAUGAACAAAGCUGCCGAAAUCUUCGUGGCUUUGACACAAGUGUUCGAUGCCACCAGUGUUCCAGUUUCCGUCAAUUUUGUUUUCCAACCCCUCCCGAAGAACCUCGCCGCCGUCACGCCCGGUAACAACAUACUAGGCUUCGACGAGAACCUACCCUCGGACUCAAUUCUCUUUGAGGCUAGAGGCACCCUAGCAGCUACUGAUGCAGAGUAUGGAGGCGUUGUUGAGAGUAUGAUGGGUAGGGCUAUCGAGGAACUCAGAGCAUACUCAGCUUCAUUUGAAGGCCACUCGACCUUUCUAUACAUGAACUAUGCCAACCCAGAACAAGACGUCAUUGGAUCGUAUGGUGCAGAGAAUGUACAAUUUUUGAAGGAUGCGGCUGCGAAGUACGACCCGAAUGGCUUUUUUCAGUAUCGGGUUUCCGGGGGGUGGAAGGUCAGCCGGAUAUGA